Messenger RNA from Ceraceosorus guamensis, 1140 nucleotides. Its product is annotated as N-terminal nucleophile aminohydrolase. The record is from RefSeq and is a predicted model, not a curated record. NCBI's taxonomy places the organism in Eukaryota, Fungi, Basidiomycota, Exobasidiomycetes, Ceraceosorales, Ceraceosoraceae. The transcript is spliced from 4 exons. Gene Ontology annotation, molecular function: hydrolase activity. Bases 1 to 1140 code for a protein of 379 amino acids.
AUGCUACUUCCCCAGCAAGGUCAUACCAAGGCCAGCCAGCCUGAUCGCCCUCAUGCGCCCGACAAUACCAGACCGCCCAUCACCCUGGUCAUUCACGGCGGUGCAGGCAACGCAUCUCCGAGCAGUCGGGAUGAGGCGGCGUAUAGACAGGGCAUGCGUCUCGCGCUCGCCAAAGGUUAUGCGGUGCUGGAAAGAGGCGGCUCGGCCCUGGACGCUGUCACGGCUGCAGUCUCGGCGAUGGAGGAUGACGAAAACUUCAAUGCUGGCAGAGGCGCCGUCUUCAAUGCGCACGGCAACAUCGAGAUGGAAGCGAGCAGUGAGUUGUCCAUUCUUCCGCUCCCUUCACAAUCGAUCCCACCACAUCGGCGCUGCAUGUCAGCUACGCUCUUGCGCCAUGCUCGAAAUCCAAUUCAACUGGUCAGAGCGCUCUAUCUCAAUCCUGCCCAAGUUCCUCAUCCGUACCUUUCGUCUUCGGAAGCAGAGGUGCUCGGCUUCAAGCUUCAUGGUUCCCGACCUGCUCCUCUCUCGUACUUUUGGACUCGGAGGAGGUGGCUCGAGCACAGACGGGGGCUGGGGCUCUCUGAUGAUCUGUCAUAUCUCGCAGAGCAUCAGCAGGAGACUGACGAAGAUGAUUUCGACCCUGCUUCAUUGCCGCAAGGCACAGUGGGAGCCGUGGCUCUCGACUCGCACGGGACGGUAGCGUGUGCUACCUCUACGGGCGGAAAGACGAACAAAAUGCAAGGCCGCAUUGGAGAUACGCCAACGCCCGGUGCCGGAUUCUGGGCAGAGGAGUGGGCGCCCAGCCCGACGCCUACGCUUGUUUCUUCCAACGGCACUUUGCAGCGUCGUCGAGGACUUGCGGUUUCCGGCACGGGAGACGGCGAUUACUUUCUUCGAAUAAGCGCCGCCUCUCACCUUGCCCAUCGCGCGCAAUUCUUGAACGAGCCGCUGAGCGUGGCUACGCGGAAGACGGUCGAUGCGCUAGGAGAUGUUGGAGGGGUUGGAGGGUUCAUUGGAGUGGAUACGGAUGGGACGAUCGCCUUUGCCCUGAAUUCCACCACCAUGAACAGAGCGUACAUGUCUAGCGUUGAUGGUGCGGUGCCAAAGACUGCAAUCUGGGCCGAUGACGACUGGGAGUAA